Molecule: messenger RNA, 1714 nt
Organism: Andrographis paniculata
Lineage: Eukaryota; Viridiplantae; Streptophyta; Magnoliopsida; Lamiales; Acanthaceae
Exons: 5
Coding region: 91-1515 (474 amino acids)
Biological process (GO): peptidyl-lysine monomethylation
Cellular component (GO): nucleus
Molecular function (GO): protein-lysine N-methyltransferase activity
Source: RefSeq, a predicted model, not a curated record
UGUUUUUAUGUCCGUAAACCCUUCUUUUUUGUUCAACCCCCACACACUCCAUGCAAUAGCCUCCGCCGCCGCCGCCGCCGCCGCAUUGUGAUGGCUGCCUCCAGCUCCAGUGAUCGAAGGAUGAGAGGAUUCAAGCGGUGGAUGAAGCAGCAAGACAUCGAAUGCAGCGACGCCCUCCUGCUCUCAGCCACUGAUGGUUCCCUCUCGAUUUCGGUGAAGGCGUUGGCCGAUUUGAAGGAGGGUGACGUCGUCGCGAUUAUUCCCAAGCAGAGUUGCCUCACCACCAAAACGUCGGCCGCCACUGAGCUCAUCGAGGAGGCCGGACUCGGCGGGAACAUUGGGCUGGUCGUCGCUAUCAUGUAUGAAAAGAGCCUCGGUCCUUUAUCGAAUUGGUUUCGUUACUUCCAAAUACUCCCAUCCUUUGAGCCAAUUCCAUUGCUUUGGUCCUUGCCGGAAAUCGACUCUCUCCUCUGUGGGACUGAACUACACAAGACAGUUAAAGAAGAUAAAGCCCUGGUCCAUCAAGAUUGGAAAGAAUGUAUCAAACCACUUUUGGCUUCUUUUGAUCUAAAUCCGGACUUUUUCACCAUUGAUGAAUAUUUUGCUGCCAAGAGUUUAGUAGCUUCGCGGGCAUUUGAGAUUGAUGAAUACCAUGGUUUUGGGAUGGUUCCUUUAGCUGACCUCUUUAAUAACAAGACAGCUGCUGAGAAUGUACAUUUCACAUUCGUAUCUUCUACUUCAGAUUCUGAUUCUGACACAGAAAAUGGAAAGACAGAUGACAGUGAUAAAAAAGAACAUAAUGAGCCCAUAGCUCUUGAUUUCCCUUUGGAAACAGAAGCUUCUUCACACAGCUCUUCACCUCUACAGCAGGGACCUACGUAUAUGGAGAUGAUCGUUGUGAAAGAUUGCAAAGCUGGAGAUGAGGUGUUCAAUACAUACGGAUCCUUGGGAAACGCGGCACUUCUACACAGAUAUGGAUUCACUGAGCUCGGAAAUCCAUUUGAUAUUCUUAAUAUAGAUCUAGAAACCGUUCUUGAAUGGAGUUCAUCUUUCCUCUCUAGCCGUAGCAGCCGAAGAAGAGUUUCUUUGUGGAGAAAGUUAGGCUAUUGUGGAUGUGUGAGUCAGAAUUCUGAGUAUUUCGAAGUUUCAUUCGAAGGGGAGCCUCAAGUGGAGCUGCUAAUUUUACUACACAUAAUGUUGCUGCCCGAGAAGGAGUUUUAUGAGUUGUCAGUGGCUGAAGCAGUGGUCGCUGGAAUUCCGGGGGGUUUCCUCCCGACAAUAGGAUCAGAUGAAAGCAAAAGGAAGCUGCUAUUGACGCAGAAAGUUCGAAAAGCGCUGGUUUCACUUGCAAAUGCCCGGGAAAGUUUGUAUGAUGUGAAGUUGUUGGAGGAGGAGGAAAGAUUGUUGGGUGAGUGCUGUGUUGCUACCCACCCUAAAACAUACUAUUCUCUGGUUCUGCGGAUCGGUGAGAGGAGGAUCAUUGAGAAGCUUAGAUCUUUUGCUGGAGAGGAUUGAUUGAAGACAGACAGAAACAGGUCAGAAAUUAUUGGUUUUUUCAUUUUACUUCAACUAUUCUUUUAUAUAUAUAUAUAUAUAUUGCUUUUGCAAACAUUUUGAUCUGCCUGCUGCUUAUACUUUGAUUAUUUAUCCAAUAUUGAUGUCAUUUUAUUAAUAUAUAUGUUGUUUUGGUAGAAAUGCCCCUCUUUAUUAUUGC